Messenger RNA from Nannospalax galili (Upper Galilee mountains blind mole rat), 2236 nucleotides. RefSeq names its product EF-hand domain family member D2 (gene Efhd2). Gene Ontology annotation, molecular function: calcium ion binding. The record is from RefSeq and is a predicted model, not a curated record. The transcript has 4 exons. Bases 85 to 807 code for a protein of 240 amino acids. NCBI's taxonomy places the organism in Eukaryota, Metazoa, Chordata, Mammalia, Rodentia, Spalacidae.
AGUGUCAGGAAGAGGAAGAGCGCGGCCCGCGGUGCGCCGCGCGCGGAGCAGGGGCCGGGCUGAGGCAGCGCCGCGCGGGCCACCAUGGCCACGGACGAGCUGGCCAGCAAGCUGAACCGGCGGCUGCAGAUGGAGGGCGAGGGCGGCGAGGCGGCCGAGCAGCCGGGCCUCAACGGGGCAACGGGGGCCGCUGCGGCCGAGGCUCCCGACGAGGCUGCCGAGGCGCUGGGCAGCGCGGACGACGAGCUGAGCGCCAAGCUGCUGCGGCGCGCGGACCUCAACCAGGGCAUCGGGGAGCCCCAGUCGCCCAGCCGCCGCGUCUUCAACCCCUACACAGAGUUCAAGGAGUUCUCCCGGAAACAGAUCAAAGACAUGGAGAAGAUGUUCAAACAGUAUGAUGCUGGCAAGGAUGGCUUCAUUGACCUCAUGGAACUAAAGCUCAUGAUGGAGAAACUUGGGGCUCCCCAGACUCACCUAGGCCUGAAAAACAUGAUCAAGGAGGUGGAUGAGGACUUUGAUGGCAAGCUCAGCUUCCGGGAGUUCCUCCUGAUCUUCCGAAAGGCAGCGGCUGGGGAGCUGCAGGAGGACAGUGGGCUACAUGUGCUGGCCCGCCUCUCCGAGAUUGAUGUCUCCACCGAGGGUGUAAAGGGAGCCAAAAGUUUCUUCGAGGCCAAGGUACAAGCCAUCAACGUGUCCAGCCGCUUCGAGGAAGAGAUCAAAGCCGAGCAGGAGGAAAGGAAGAAGCAGGCCGAGGAGAUGAAGCAACGGAAAGCGGCCUUCAAGGAGCUGCAGUCCACCUUCAAGUAGCAAGGGCCAAGGCCAAGGGCCCAGCCCUGCCCCAGUGUGCAGUCUGAGGGUAUGGGCGGGCACAGGAGACCCAUGAGAGGCAAGCCUGGGUCCUGGCCUGUGUGGCAAGGACCACUACUAAAAUCAAAAUUACCUGUGAAUGAAUCCCAUCCAGGCGUCUCCUGAGUGGCCUGGCCAGUCCCUGCUCCCUCCUGCUGUUUUCUGAGGCUGUCACACCAGCCGCCAGCAUCCUUGCUGGCCAUCCCUGUGUCUCUCGUUCUCUGGCCACCCUGCUGCCUGCUGUAGCCCAGCUCCAGCCUUCAGUCCCACCCUGCCCUAUGUGCCAGCCACUCCCACCUACCCUUAACCACAAGCCGCCCUGCUCCUGGCCUGACAGCCCCUUCCUAGAUAGGGAGCAGCAGAGAUUGACAGAGGGACCCAAGGAACUUAUAGAAGCCCAGGUGAGCCCCUCCCCAGACUCCUCCCUCCAGGUCUACCCCUCUGGUGGAGGCUGGGGAGGGGCUCCUAGUUUGGUGAAGGGACCCAAGUCCUGGCUCUCUAGGCUGAUGUGGCGAUGGGGCCCGGCCAGGCAGGGUGAAGGCCACUGUGCGAAUCUACCUCACGGGCCACACUCUGCUGGGCAUGCCAUGGGGACGCAGGUGGGAGAGAUGUGGGGGACAGAAAUGCCACUCCUUGGGCACUCCCCCACAGAAAAAGCUGAGGGUCCAAGGGGCUAUAGAGGGUUGAUGUUCCUGGGGGGGCUAGCCUUUCUAGGAAGGACGCCAGCACUCUGCCUCAGUUCCCCAGGGAAUACCUGAUGUAUUUGUAUGCACUGGCAGUUGGACCUGGAGCCCGGCCCACCUUCCCCACUAUCCUUCCCUGGGUUUGUCACCAGUGACAGCACCUGCCUACCCCCUAGGAUGCAUGGGGACCUUCCAGCCCAUCGCCAGACAGGACGUAGUAAACCCGUGGCACUCCUCCACAACUCCCAUGUGCUUGCUCAUGUGUGUGUAUGUGUGUACCUGUUGCUGUGUUGUGAAACUGUGAUGUCACCCAGUCUAAGUGAACGGCAUCAAGGCCACUGUUAUGCAAUGUUUUGUGUGUGUCAUGACAGCAUCACUGCUUUUGAAACUUGAUAACUCUUUAUUUUACUACAAUGCCUUGAGUCUCCAGUACCCCUGUGGGACCUGCAGAGGUUUUAUUUUUCUUUCUGGUCUUACAUCCUGCAAAGAAUAGGAAAGGACCGAGCCUAGCCCAGCAGCCGUGGCCCUGGCUUGCGUUUGCCUUAGUGGAUGUGUUUAUACAGAUGAAUAUAAAUUUCCCUUUUUCUUUAGGCUUUUUGCAUUUUUUUUCUUCCCUCUCACUCUCCCAAAAAAGAAAAAAGCUACUUCUUCAUUUGGUGGUACGAUUAUUUUUUUUAACUAAAACGAGAUAAAAUUCUAUAUUCUUA